Messenger RNA from Nematostella vectensis (starlet sea anemone), 1169 nucleotides. RefSeq lists its product as uncharacterized. The record is from RefSeq and is a predicted model, not a curated record. Bases 414 to 1091 code for a protein of 225 amino acids. NCBI's taxonomy places the organism in Eukaryota, Metazoa, Cnidaria, Anthozoa, Actiniaria, Edwardsiidae. The transcript has a single exon.
UCUCUCUUUUGUAUUGAUUUUGCAAUGUACAACUGAAAGCCGUUGUAUGGCAUUCAUUUCAGAUUCACGUUAGCGCUUCAUCGCCUGUGGCCGACCACUGCAGUACAUGGGCGCUGAGCGACAGCAGGGAUAGACUGUUUCGCAAAGAUUGUGACCAUCAGCACGACUUUUCCUGUCCCCAAUGCGAAGAUCUAAGCGAUGUAAUAGCAGCGAUCAAAGUCUCCCUAGAAGAGGAUAUCCUUCCAUUUAUAGAGGAUCAGCUAAUAGACCUUCGCCAUAGAUGUGGGAAGGCAGCAGAGGACAUUCAGCUGUGGAAAGCUCAUCUUCUUCGCAGCAAUCGACAGGAUGCUGCAAGAAUUAAAGUAAUAGCAGAUCUCGACGAAUCUUCAGUACUGAUCACAGACGACUGGGCGAUGAAAUUUCUCCCGAAAAAAUACCGUGAGUCCCAGACGGACUGGUUUGCCAAGAGGGGAAUUUCUUGGCAUAUAAGUGUGGUGGCCAGGAAAAACGGGGAUGAGGUCCAAACUCAGACCUUCGUUCACAUCGCAAGGAACUGCAAUCAAGAUGCUUCUGCUGUGGUUCAUAUUGUGGAACACGUCCUGCGUACCAUCAAGAGCGAGUGCCCUGAAAUAAAAAAGGCAUUCUUACGUCAGGACAACGCAGGCUGUUACCACAGUGCGGCCACACUAGCCGCAUACGCCGACAUGGAGAAAAGAACUGGGAUAAGGGUCGAACGUGCAGAUUUCAGCGAUCCACAAGGAGGCAAGGGACCGUGCGACAGGAAAGCGGCGCACAUAAAGGCGCAUGUUCGCAAGUAUAUCAAUGAAGGACACGACGUGACGACGCUUGAACAGCUGAAGAAUGCUAUGCUGUCAUAUGGUGGUCUUCAAGGGGUCCGUAUAGCACUAGUGGAUGCGUCUCUCAUCAAGCAAUCUCUCAGCGCCAAGUGGGAAGGAAUCAGCUUUCUCAAUAAUUUUGAGUACCAAGGCAGCGUCAUCAAUUCAUGGAGAGCUUUCGAUGUGGGACGAGGGAAAGGUUUUCCUGUUGACGACAUGCAAGGUGGGCAUAGGUUUCUAUACUUAUUCAAAUGAGCGGUGCAACUAUUAUCCAUCUUCAUCUAAUAUGCGCCGCAUGGAUCGAAAAAUAAAAUAAAAUAAAUGUCACCCUAU